Molecule: messenger RNA, 1198 nt
Organism: Dermatophagoides farinae (American house dust mite)
Lineage: Eukaryota; Metazoa; Arthropoda; Arachnida; Sarcoptiformes; Pyroglyphidae
Source: RefSeq, a predicted model, not a curated record
UGUCCUGGUGGUUGUUGUUAUGAUUGUUUUUUUCGAUGUAAUUUUCAAUGGUAAAACAAAACCGAAAACAAAAAUUUAAUGAAAAAAUGUUUCGGUCAUUGAAAAUAGCCAUGAUGAUGAUGAUGAUGAUGAUUGUUGUUGUUGUUGUAGUACAUGGCGAUGAUUGUGUUGUUGACAAGACAAAACUGUUUCAAUAUCGUUGGCAUGUAUCAUUACAAUAUUAUGAUCAAGAAACUGGCCAUUUAUAUCAUAUAUGUGAUGGUGCAAUUGUUAGUUCCGUCGAUGUAAUAGUGCCAGCUUAUUGUGUUGAUUUGAAUUUAUCAAAUAAUGAAACAGCAAUCGAUACGAAUGAUUUUCGAAUAAAAAUCAUCAACACUUUUAAUCCAAAUGUAAAUCCAAUUUAUACAAUAUCGAAAAUUGAUCUUAAUUUACAUUGGAAUCCGAAAACAUUUGCUUAUAAUUAUGCAGUGAUUGAAAUUGAAAAUGAAGAAUUUAAUCUCGAUUCACCUGGUUGUAAUGAAAGACCAUUUGUACAGAUAAUCAAUACAAAUUUAACCGGAAAAAUCCCCAUUGAAUGGCUGAAUAAUAAAUGGGCAACUUUAUCCACAUGGAAUUGGGAACAUCAAAAUUAUGAAAAACCGAUAUUCAAAUUCGUUUCAAUGAUGAUUGUCAAAAUGCAUUAUCAAAUUCAUAUCGAUCAAUUGAUAUUGAAAGUGGUCAGUUUGUGUGUGCAUAUGAUAUCCAAUUUUCUAUGAAUUAAUGAUUGAUUUUUUUUCUUUCAUCCGCCCGUUUAUUAUUAGAAAUGUGCAUCUUUUUAACGGUGAAGGUAAUAAUAAUAAGUUUUAUUAAAAAAGUUGAAAAAAAGUAAAAAAAAAAAUUUCACUCACCCACAAACUCAGGCCUGUGAUUUAAGCAAUGGAGCACUUUUGCAAUAUUUUUAUCAUGGUGAACCAUAUUUAUUAGGAAUUGCAUCAUUUAUGAUUGAAUCAACCAAGAAUAGUUCAUAUGGUAAAUAUUCAUCAUGACAAAUCAUUCAUCACUAAUAUAAUUUUUCUUGAAAAAAAUUUUCACAGUCAUUUUUGCUAAAUUGUAAUGCAAUGGUUUUGAUCUUGAAAUUUUGCAUUCAUAUAUGAAUUUUUCAUCCUUUUUUUACUUGAUUUAAUGAAAAUGUAAUGAAAUAAAAGAAUGAUGAUGAUUG